GUUGACGUCCCUGUGCCGCAGAUUGUCGAGGAGGUCGUCCAUGUGCCAGUGACGCAGACCCAAGCUCGCCACCACCAUGUGCACGUCGAGCAGCAGGUGGAAAUUCCCGUGCAGAUGAUGCAGGAGCAGACCGUGCAUGUGCCCAAGGUGAUGGUGCAGAAGCGCCAGACGCAUCAGCACGUUGAGCAGCUGGUGGAGGUCCCGGUACCCAUGACACAGGAGGAGGUCGUGCACGUCCCCGAGAUCGUCACCCAGACCCGUGUGCAGCAACAGCAAGUGGAGCAGAUGGUUGAGGUGCCGAUCCCCAUGCAGCAGGAGGAGAUUGUGCAUGUGCCCGAGAUCGUGACGCAGCCCCGCAUCGUGCACCAGCCUGUUGAGCAGAUCGUUGAGGUGCCUGUCCCCAUGACGCAGGAGGAGCAGGUCCAUGUGCCGAAGAUCAUUACGCAGACCCGCAUCCGUCACCAGCCUGUGGAGCAGAUCGUUGAGGUCCCGGUUCCUAUGACUCAAGAGGAGCAGGUCCACGUACCCAAGAUCAUCACGCAGACCCGUGUCAUGCACCAGCACGUCGAGCAGGUGGUCGAGGUGCCCGUGCCGAUGACGCAAGAGGAGCAGGUGCACGUUCCGAAGAUCAUUACUCAGACUCGUCAGAUCCACCAGCAGGUCGAGCAGCAGGUGGAGGUGCCGGUUCCCAUGACCCAGGAGACUGUUGUCCACGUGCCGAAAGUCGUUACCCAGACCCGGGUGAUGCAUCAGCACGUGGAGCAGGUGGUGGAAGUGCCGAUGACACAGGUGCAG
Symbiodinium necroappetens is the source of this 795-nucleotide messenger RNA. NCBI's taxonomy places the organism in Eukaryota, Dinophyceae, Suessiales, Symbiodiniaceae. The record is from the annotation of a GenBank genome assembly.